Messenger RNA from Raphanus sativus (radish), 1064 nucleotides. Its product is annotated as replication protein A 70 kDa DNA-binding subunit C-like. The record is from RefSeq and is a predicted model, not a curated record. Bases 222 to 1064 code for a protein of 280 amino acids. Lineage: Eukaryota; Viridiplantae; Streptophyta; Magnoliopsida; Brassicales; Brassicaceae. The transcript has 6 exons.
UAUGAUUGUUUAAAUAAAAUAUCGCCUAUUAAGUGCAAGUUUUUAGGUGUAGAAGUCGUUGUUUAGGAAACAAUAUUAGAUAUGGUAUUAAAUAAGAAGAUUUUAUUUCGAGAAUGUGCUUAGGUAUAUUCUCUUUAUUAGGGCUUUAGGGUAACAUUAUAUAUAUAGUGUACAUUGCCUUGCUACACAUUCCUAUAUUUUUACGCUUCUUAAAGUUAGAGAUGUCGACAAACAAGAGUGUUACAUUGCUAAACAAUUUGAAGCCGAGGUUGACUAAAUCGCGUGUGCAGGUUAAGCUGAUUCAUUCAUGGAAACAAACCCCUCCCUAUGCUAAUGAUCAAACACUAGAAAUGGUUUUCGCGGAUGAGACUGGUGUUAAGAUCCAUGCAUCAUGCAGCAGAUCACACAUGUUUCGGACUGAGCGUAACCUUCGUAUUGGAGAGUGGGCAGUCAUUGAAAACUUUAAGGUUUCCAGUGUGGGCAAAGGGAAAUUCCGACCAACAAAUAAUCAGUAUAAAAUGACUAUCACCGGUGACUCAGUUUACAGCAAAUCCGACCAUCAAGAUGAUAGCAUCUUUUUGACCUUAGCUGAUUAUGAAAACAUUUUAAAGGGGCUUCAAGAUGUUAACAUUCUCAUUGACAUAAUUGGUCAACAGUAUGACAUUUCUGACGUUCAAAUAAUUCAAGUCAAAGGUGAAGAUCGAAAGAGAGUGCAGUUUCGCAUGAGAGACCUCAGUGGUAACAAUUUGGCUUUUUGUCUUUGGGGAUCAUAUGCUGAGCAACUCGAAAAUGCUGUGCUAGAAUCAAACGAAGUUUGGUUAUUAAGGUUUGCCAAAAUCAACACUUUCAGAGGUGAAAUUCAAAUUACUAAUUCAUUUGAUGCAUCCAUCUUGGAUCUGAAUCCAACAGUGGCUGAGGCUGUGGAGAUGAGGAAAAGGCUAGAAGAUAAUCCACUUCUUCUUGCUCUAGCUAACAAGAAGGAUGAGAAAAGAGAAAUCAUAAAUAUUGUGGAUGAUUGGAAUGAUAUUGGGAUUACCUCAGAGAAAGGACUGAAAAUUUUCUAG